Molecule: messenger RNA, 897 nt
Organism: Brettanomyces bruxellensis
Lineage: Eukaryota; Fungi; Ascomycota; Pichiomycetes; Pichiales; Pichiaceae
Exons: 1
Coding region: 1-897 (298 amino acids)
Cellular component (GO): cell division site; growing cell tip; plasma membrane
Source: RefSeq, a predicted model, not a curated record
AUGAUCUGGCUACGGAAGCUCACGUUCUAUGAAAAAGUGGUGAUCAUCCAGUUUGUCUCCUUGCUAUUAGCAUUUGCUUUUCAACUCUUGGCAGUGUUGACAGUGCCCAUCACAAACUUGACAUUAAGCAAUUACGAAGGUUACAGGUUUGGGGUUUUUGGAUUGUGCGAUGACACUGGAUGUUCUAUAGGCCAAAUUGGCUACAGCCCAUAUAGUGUGAAUCGCAGAUUGAAGGGAUUCGCAUUUCCUUCGAAUGCAAGACACAGUAUGUCUUAUCUUUUAGUUGUUCAUCCGAUUUCUACAGCUUUCACUGGCGUUCAGCUUAUAUUGACAGCCCUCUUGUUCUUUAAUACCCGAAUUUCCUCUUCGGGCUAUUAUGUGUUUUUGCAGCUUUGGAGUUUGCCAACUUUCCUCCUUGCUCUUCUUUCGUUUUUGACCGACUUAUUGAUGUUCAUUCCUCAUCUCACGUGGUGUGGCUGGGUUUUACUUGCAUCGGCAUGCUGUAUAGCGCUUAAUGGAACCUUGCUUUGUGUUUUGAGAAGAGCGGCAUAUUCAAGAAUUGCGCGUCAAUACACAAAAAACUUCAGUCGGAAUGAAAUAGAUCUUUCGGCCGUUGAUUUGGUGCCCCUGGAGCCAAAUGAUCUUAUGCCGGAAAACAAGUCGAACUCUGCGAAUAGCGAAUCUCUCACCGAUUACUUUACUGAUAAUUCGUCGGCCCCAAUUGUCGGUGUUUCUUCAAUGUCCGACACCGAAGCAGUUUGGACCGAUUCUUCGACACAUGAUAAUUUGAUAGAAAGACCGCCAAUAACGGCAAAUCAGCAGCUAGGGGAUCUUCAAAGUGCCUCAUCGAGAAGCCGGUUGGAAAAUCCGGCCCGUGAAAUUCUUAAGAGGGACUAA